GUGACUCCCGGCGGGGUGGGAAAGCUCCCCCCGGGUGUCCAUCUCUCGCUACGAGGGGGAGGGGCCGAGUGAUGAGUACUCCCUGAAACACGUCCCAGGGGUGCCCCGUGGGGGGGGGGGCGUUGUGUGGGCCCUCAUGUGUAUGAGAACUAGGCAGGGCAGCAGUCCCUGGGCCCCAGGAGCAGGAGAAGAGGCUGCUGACCCCAGGCAGACUGGCAGAGGAGCCUGUGUGGCAGUGCCCACUCUGCCUGUGGUAAAGAGACCUUCCACAGGGAGCCGGCGCCAGCCCCCUCGGCCCUCCUCGGGGGUGGCCACCUUUGUGGGGAUGGGAGGGGCCGUGGGGGCUUUGGGAGCCAGACUCCCCACUGGGAGGCUCAGGCCUGCUCUGUUCCCCGCCUGGGGCUGUCUCCAGGUUACCCCGGUCUCCUCCCCCAACACAGCAGGCCCUUGGACUACAAGGCUGCUGGGGCCCACUUGUGGAUGUGGCCCCGGCCCGUCUGCCCUCCCCCAGGCCUGCUGGUGCUUGGGUGGUGGAGGACACCUGGUGUCAGAGAUCCCACCCCCAGGGAGCCGAGCCCCCAGCAUGUGGUGGUCAGUUAGGGGGCAGUGGAGGCCUGAGAGAGGUGCUGCCAGCCCGGGGGAGCGGGACAUGGGUGGAGGGGCCUCUAGGCCAUGGCUGGAGCAGCCGGUCAUGGUCAGGCCCGAUGCGGAAGGACUCCUCAGACGUAACAACAUGCAGGCUUAUGUGGAAAAUCAGCAUGGAGCCCUCGUAGGCGCUGGGGAUGGGCGCGUGAGAGUGAGCUUGCCCGGGCGGCGAACGCUGUUCAGCCCCGAGCCCCAACGCAGACGACAAGCCAUGACUCACAUGCGGAGACAUCGGAGAUCCCAAGGCCUGCCCGCCCUCCUGCUGGCCACGCUGGCGAGAAGCGAGGCAGAGAGCGCCAGAGGGGCCGCGGCCUCCCAGGCUUCCGCGCAGGCCGCCAUCGGCGACGGCGGUGGCAGACGAGACCCUGCACGCCGGGCCCAGCGGUCCCAAGAUCCCCCCGAUGGGCAAGCGCGCGGCGGCGGCGCCGCCAGUGACAAUGGCAGCGGCGGCAGUGACAAUGGCCGCGGUGGCAGUGACGGUGGCAGUGGCAGCGGUGGCGGCGGCAGUGAUGGCGGCAGCAGCGACAGUGGUAGUGAUGGCGGGGGCAUCGGCGGCAUCAGCGGCAGCGGCGGCAUCGGCGGCGGCAUCGGCGGCGGCAUCAGUGGCGGCAUCAACGGUGGCAUCAGCGGCAGCAUCAACGGUGGCAUUGGCGGUGGCAUCAGCGGUGGCAUCGGCGGCGGCAUCGGUGGCGGCAUCAACGGUGGCAUUGGCGGUGGCAUCAGCGGUGGCAUCAGCGGUGGCAUCGGCGGCGGCAUCGGCGGUGGUGGCGGCAUCAACGGCGGCGGCGGAGGAGCGGACCAAGCUGCUCCUGCACGGAACCCCGCAGGACCCAUGUAAUGGGCCUGGGACAGGACUGGAGCUCCCCUUCCCCUCACCACCCCUGCCUUUCCCCUCCUCUUCCCCUGCCUUCCUCUGUGGCCCUUCUCUCCCCUAUGUCAUCGGCCCGAAGGCGCCCCACGCCAACAGCGCCCCUCUGACCAUCCUGACGGGGCAGGAGCGUCAACAUUCAUCCUCUACAAAUCCUUCGCCUGUUCCCACUGUCGAGGAUUUAUUCUUUGUAUUUUAACAUUUGUUGCCUUACAACGUACAACUAACGCUAAAAGAGCUUCAGUCCAAGAAUAAAAAUAAA
This is a messenger RNA of Antechinus flavipes (yellow-footed antechinus), 1775 nucleotides long. Its product is annotated as PE-PGRS family protein PE_PGRS5-like. NCBI's taxonomy places the organism in Eukaryota, Metazoa, Chordata, Mammalia, Dasyuromorphia, Dasyuridae. The transcript is spliced from 2 exons. The record is from RefSeq and is a predicted model, not a curated record. Bases 137 to 1483 code for a protein of 448 amino acids.